AUGGGCCCCCCCUCCACCCUAACGGGCUCAUCAGCCACAUCUCUGUUCUCGUUACCGCAGGCGAUCAACCAGGAAAUGAAUCGCUGUAUCGCCGUGGGUACGGCUGAUGAGUACUUCAUCUACGACUUGCGCUCUCUCGUGGAAGACAUUUAUCUGCCGCUGCUGAAGGAUCCCACAGAUGAAGCGGAAAACACACCUCCACAGACGCGGUCCAUUUUCCGAUCGGCUAACUUGGAGAAUGGAGACGCUGUUGAAAAUACGGAAAAGCGCGCACGCGCCACAACUGACAGUCGGCGAAGCUCCAUCGGAUCAUUUGUCAAGUCUGAACCAACCGAGGACGCUGACGCCAUUGACGACGCCACUUCAGAAUCAGAUGAGGCAGCAGAAGAUGGAAACCCUACAAGCACGCAGGAGUCUACCAAGGCCCCCCUUCAGGCCGCCACGUCCGCAGAACUCGUUUGUCCGGGGAGCUGCCCCGCAUCUGCACUCCCGUCAAGUGAACUGAAGGAUUUGUCUUUUGAUCCCUCCGCUGCCGGUCAACGCGCAAUUGACUUGCCAGCAGAAUGCCGUCAGGAACUGGCGGCGACCGCAGAGCAGCUCGUAGCCCGAAUCCGAUUUACGAUCAACGAGGUGUGCGAGGCUGUUCCGCUGCGUGUGCCGUGUGAAGACCUCGAGGCCCUAGCAGACUCUACAGAAGCCCACCUCGUAACGGGCGUCGAGGAAUCUGUUCAAGAUUGGACUCAGGCAAUCAGGGCCGUCCUUGAAGCAGAAGGUCAGCGGCGCCGUGCUGACAAGUUUCCUGCAGCUGAACUAGAAUUCUGGCGAGAUCGGAACUCGGCUGUUUCCACACUCUACGAACAGCUGACAGUCCAGCGGAUUCAGCGCGUCCUCAGGUGGUUGAAACAAGCGAGCCCAGGAUCCAAGCACUUGAAAGAGUUCUACGGCUGCUUUGAAGACUUGCAAAAGGUAUACGUGGAAGCAAAGGACACAGUUCGGUUCUUGUCGACACUGGAAAGGCACUUCAAGAGCUUGGCCAGCGGCUCUCUCAAAGUUGUUGCUGAGACAAUAUCUCCACUGCUGAGCGCAAUUCGGAUGGUUUGGACCACCUCGCGUCACUACAACACCGAUGAGAAGAUGCAGCCGCUCAUGAUUCGCGUUGCUGAGCAGAUCGCAGAUCGGGUUCAAGAGGCUGUGCAGCCGAGCAGGAUUCUGCAUGGAGAUGUCUCUGCAGCGGCCACGACGGUCGACGAGGCGCAGAUCUGCCUCGACAAGUGGCAGCAGCUCUACAUGGACGUGCGGAAGAAAAUCGAGGACUCUGAGUGCGAUCGGAGAUGGGAGUUUGACAGGCGGAAGCUGUUCCGCCGCACAGAGUACAUGUCCAAGGUCUGCACGUAUUUGCGAGAGGCUGUGGAGGUCAUUAGUCAGUUUCAGCGCUUCCUGGGGCCCGAACUCAAAACUGUCACUCGAUACCACAAAGGCAUCGAUCGCCUGACCCGCGACGUCGAGGAGCUCGCACGGUGCUUCGACGUCCUCGGCGAUCGCGGGUUCGACGAGAGCAGCGCAGCGACCUGGGAGCACCUGUUGUCGCACUUCCGGCAAAAGACCACAGUCGUCGAAGCCAAGUCUCUCCAAUUCUUGGACACGCGCUUCAGAAACCUGCGCUCGGCUGUGGGCGCCUUCAUGAUGCUCAAGAACUUCAGCACCAUUGAAAGCCGACCUAUCAUCAAUGAGAAGCUCCGCGAGAAAUUCGCCGACAUCCUAAAGCAAUUCGGCAACGAGGUGGAGUCGGUGCGAGAGCAAUUCGAGUCCGCGAAGGAGAAUCCGCCUCUGGCUAAAGGCUACCCCAAGGUGGCAGGCUCCAUCCUCUGGGCGCGGGCCUUCUUGCAGCGGCUAAAAGAGUCGGUGCUGGAGUUCAAGUGCAUGCCGAGUUUCUUCCAGGGGGACGACGCGGAGGUCGUCUUCACCAACUACCUCAACCUCGCUCGCCAGCUCGUCGCCUACCAAGAGGCCGUCUUCAAAAAGUGGCAGGUUCGCACGAGCGGCUCAAUGGCGUGCUGUUUGAAGAUGAACAUCUUGCGGAAAAACGCAGAGGGAAAGUACGAGGUGAAUUUCGCGCCCGAGAUGUGGGCUGUCAUGCAAGAAGCUCGCUUUCUCGACCAAAUCGGUGGCAACGACAUUCCUCACACGAUUUUGAACGUCGCCCUGCAAAAGGAAAAGUACAUGGAAACCUGCGGCUUGCUCGAGCAGAUGCUUCAGCAUCUUGCCUCUGCCUGCGAGGGCAUGCCGCCAGUCCAGACUCGACUCCUCAACCGCCACUUGGAGAAGCUGGACAAGUGGCUGCAGCCAGGGCUCCAUUCGUUGAACUGGACUUCGCUGGGAGCAGAGGAGUUUAUCAGCAGCUGCACCAAAGCGAUAAUGGCCUUCCGCACUCUUCGCGACCAAGUGGAAAAAAACGCGGAGAUCAUCGGCGAGAUCGUGCAGGCCAUCCAAGACGCCGAGCUGGUCCGCAGCCUGGAAGGCCGCCCGGAGGAGCCUUUCAACAUCCAGGAGUUUUACGAGUACUUUGAGCGGCACCGCGCGGCGCUGGUUGAGGAGCUGCAAAGCAAGUACGCAUUCAUCACUUCGUACAUUAUCAAAAUCGAAGAGAUUGUGGAGGGCACGAUGACGGGGGCGAGUGAGGCCAUGGCUGAGUACUACAACUACUGGGAACGCAGAGUCUUCAACGCGAUCUCCACGAUGCUCAUCCGAGGCACAAGCGCCCUGCGCGCGCUCUUCUCGCUCAACCCUGGCAACCGCCUGCCGCCGCUCAUCGCCGUGAGCGCAGACUUCAACCAGGCGGAAGUCGUCAUUCACGGUUCCACGCAGGCGAUUUUCAAAAUUAUUUCGCGGCUCAUGCAAAACAUCCUCUACUCCGCAACGCGAUUCUCCCGCUGGAUGAACGGCACCUGCAAACGCGUACCUCCGCAGCCCGGUCAAGAAGAGGACUCGCAAGUUCCGCUCUUCACGUUCUAUUCGGAGAUCUCGCGAGUACCGGCGCUGAUCGACUUGACUGUGGCGACUCACCAAGCGAUUCAAAAAGUGUUUCAGAACGUCUCGAAAUACAUUCGCAGUUGGAAGAAGUACGACACCCAGUGGUGCCUGUGGGACCUCAAACGGAAGGCUGAUUUGGAGAAGCUCGUUGACAAGCGACCAAGCAUCGUCUACUUUGACGUUUACAUCGGCGCCUACAAGAAGCUCGCAGCAGAUCUGAGUACAUUGCCGACGACGAAAGUCAUCGGCUUUCUCCAGAUCGACGCCUCCGUGGUGGUGAACGGCAUUCGCGCGCAGGCGCUGGACUGGGUUAAUGAGUACGGGCGAGUGCUCCUCCAGAUCACCUUGCGAGAGCUCCACGAGUUGACGCAGCUAGUCGACACGAGCCUGAAGAACCUGGAGCAUAAUCCAGACUCGAUGGAGGCCUUCAAGUUUCUGCUGCACGAGAUCAACACGGUCAAGAGCGUCUCGAUGGACGCAGAGAUCCGGAUCGCCGACGCACAAGCCAUGUGCAAAACCUUGCAGACUUACGGCUGCUUCAUCGAAGACCGCGACGUGCGCCGGCAGACGGAGCUUCCUGCUGCAUGGCAGCGCGUCAAGAGCCUUUCCCUCCUCAAGGAGAAGCAACUUGAGAAAAAGAAAGAAGUCUUCGCCCAGGAAAAGCGACGAGAGGUCCUCGCCUUUGCGUCGGAGUGCAGAGGUUUUCUCGAUCGCUUCACACAGCAGGGCCCAGGUGCGGCGGCCGUGGAGCUCGAGGCGGGCGUCGAUCUCCUCGCUGCCUUCACAGCGGAACUGGCGAAGUUCCAGCAGAAGCGCGACAGCCUCACGAAGGCGGAGGUGCUUUUCGCGUUGCCCAUCACCGCCUUUCCCGAGCUCGAUCAGAUUCGCAGCUCCGUGCACCUGCUGCAGGCCGUCUACGGCCUCUACGUCGAACACCGCAGCGCUGUCGCCGAGUGGUCAGACAUCCCGUGGGCCACUGUCGACAUCCAGGAACUGCAGCGCGGCACGGACGAGUUUGCCAAGAAGCUGCGGAGGCUUCCAAAGGACUUCCCCGCCAUAGCCGACAUGCCCGCCUAUCAGAAGCUGACACAGGCAAUUGGUAGCUUCAUGAACGCCGUGCCCUUAAUCGAGCGCCUGAAAACUGAUGCCAUGAGGCCGCAGCACUGGCGACAGCUGAUGGACUUGACGGGAUGGGAAUUUGAGACAGACAACAGAAAGUUUCGACUGCAGGACGUCUUUGAUCUCGGUCUCUCGCGCUUCCCAGACCAAGUUCAGAACAUUCUUCAAACGGCUCAGGAGGAGAUGAAGCUCGAGACAGACAUCGCCAAGAUCGAGAGCUGCUGGAGGGCGCAGACGAUUGACAUGUGCCGCUACAAGGCCGAUGAGCAGAGCUACGUGCUGAGGGCGAACGAGGAGCUGCGGACGAUGCUGGAAGACCACAUUCUUCAGCUGCAGUCCAUGACGGGCUCUCGCUUUGCAGCCGUGGUCAUGGAGCGAAUAAAGAAGUGGGAAAAAACCCUAAACACCAUUCGCGAAGUGUUCGAAGCGUGGCUCCAGGUUCAGCGCAAGUGGAUCUACCUAGACGGGAUCUUCACGGAGUCCGUCGACAUUCGCCUGCAGUUGCCUGAUGAGGCGAAAAAAUUCGACAUCGUUCACCGGCAGUUCCUCGCGAUUCUCGCCCAGACGUACCAGAACCCGAGCAUCCUCUCCGCGUGCGGCGCGGAAAACCGCCUCCAAGACCUUAAAGCGCUCUCGGCUGAACUUGACCGCAGCCAGCGAUCCCUCUCAGACUACCUCGACACAAAGCGCGUGGCGUUCCCCAGGUUUUGUUUCAUUUCCGACGACGAGCUCCUCUCGGUGCUCGGCUCGAGCAGCCCGGCGGCGGUUCAGCCGCUGAUGCUCAAGCUGUUUGACAACUGCAAGCAACUGAUUCUCGAGGCUGGCGCGCAGGUGCUGGGUAUGGUCUCCGAAGAGGGCGAGUCCUUUCAGUUUCACGCAACAGUGUUGGCGGAGGGGCCUGCGGAAGAAUGGAUGAAAAACGUCGAUGAGGCAAUGAAGAGCACGCUCCAACGCAUCACCAAGAGCGGCGUCUACUACUAUGCCUACAAACCAAGAACGCAGUGGGUGCUGAAGCAGCUGGGCAUGGUCGCGUGCGUCGGCUCGCAGAUCUGGCGAACUUGGCGGGUAGAAGACGCUUUCCACGAAGUUGCCCGCGGCAGCAAGCAGGCGCUCAAGGAGGCGGCAGCCACGCAGGCCCAGCAGCUCACGGAUUUGAUUGAACUCGUGCGGAAGCCCCUAGACCAGCGCGCGCGGCGGAAGGUCAACACACUCAUCAUUCUCGACGUCCACGCCCGCGACAUGGUGGAGAGAUUCGUGCGCGAUGCAGUUCUCAACGCACGCGAGUUCGAGUGGGAGAGUCAGCUGCGCUUCUACUGGGAGAAGGACGCCGACGACAUCGCAGUCCGCCAGUGUGCUGGUGAAUUCGGCUACUCGUACGAGUAUCAGGGUCUCAAUGGGCGCCUCGUGAUCACGCCGCUCACUGACCGCUGCGUCAUGACGCUGACCACCGCCCUGAGUUUCUGCCUGGGCGGCGCGCCGGCUGGCCCGGCCGGGACGGGGAAAACCGAAACCGUGAAGGACCUCGCCAAGUCCCUCGCCAUUCGCUGCGUCGUGCAAAACUGCGGCGACGGCCUCGACUAUAAGGCGAUGGGAACCAUAUUCUCUGGCCUCGUUCAGACCGGUUUCUGGGGCUGCUUCGACGAGUUCAAUCGAAUCAAUCCCGAGGUACUCUCCGUCGUCACGGAGCAGAUCCGCGCCAUCGAAAUGGGCCUGCAGCAGGGCAAGGCCUCGAUCGAGCUGCUCGGCAAGAGCCUCAAGCUGGUCUCCACAGUCGGCAUCUUCGUCACGAUGAACCCCGGUUACGCGGGCCGGUCGGAGCUUCCUGACAACUUGAAGGCGCUCUUCAGGCCGGCGACGAUGAUUGUCCCCGACUCGGUGAUGAUCUGCGAAAACAUGCUGAUCUCCGAGGGGUUCGUCCACGCUCGAGUGCUCGCCAGGAAGAUGACCGUUCUGUACACCCUCGCGAAGGCCCAGCUCUCUAAGCAGCAUUUCUACGAUUUCGCGCUUCGCGCCUUGAAGGCCGCACUCGUCACCGCAGGCGCGCUCAGGAGCGCCUGCCCCGAGCUGCCAGAGGAGCUGAUUCUCAUGCGUGCAUUGCGAGACAUGAACAUCCCGAAGCUCGUCAAGCAAGACGUGCCGCUCUUCUUUGGGCUCCUUGGCGACCUUUUCCCCGGCGUUGAGUGUCCUCUCGGCGGUAACAGCCAGCUCAAGCAAGCGAUCGAGGAGGAGCUGGCCGCGAAAGGCUUCCGGUCGAAGUACGCGGAGCUGUUCGAGCUGCAAGUCGACAAAGUGCUGCAGCUCUACGACACGAUGAACACUCGCCACUCCACGAUGCUGGUCGGCCCGACCGGCGGCGGAAAAACCGUCAUCAUCAACACGCUCGCGGCGGCUCAGAAGGCAGCUUUUGACCGCGUCGUCAAGCUCCACGUGGUCAACCCGAAGGCGCAAAGCACCAACGAGCUGUAUGGCGUCCUAGAUCCGGUUUCGCGGGACUGGACGGACGGGUUGCUUUCGAAGAUUUUCCGCGAAAUCAACCAGCCGCUGCCGCCUGGGAAGGACGAACGGCGUUUCGUGGUGUUUGACGGGGACGUCGACGCCGUCUGGGUGGAAAACAUGAACUCGGUGAUGGACGACAACCGGCUGCUGACGCUCACGAACGGCGAGCGCAUUCGGCUCGAGAAGCACUGUGCGCUCCUCUUCGAAGUCGACGACCUGCAGUACGCGUCGCCCGCGACUGUCUCCCGCUGCGGCAUGGUUUACGUCGACCCGCGAAAUCUGGGGCCUGCACCCUAUUUCGACAAGUGGCUGCGCGCGAGGCACCCCGAGGCGGCCGCUGAGACCCUCGAGGAGUUCUAUGACAAAUACGUCCCUCCAGCCUGCGAGUUCCUUUUCAAACAAAAACGAAACGAAGACGAACUUGGGCCGCAACCCGCUCUCGCUGUCGCCAGAACGGACCUUAACCUGGUUCAGCAGCUGUGUCACCUCCUCGACAUUUUGCUUCCCGCAAGUGCCGCUCAGGCGCCUGCGCCCGACCGCCUGGAGAGUAUCUUUCUCUUCGCGCUGGUGUGGUCGUUCGGGGCUGCGCUCGUUGCCGCUGAGUGGUCCCGGUUCGACGCCUUCCUCAGGAAACUGGCCAACAAGGCCCUGCCGCGCGAGAGCCUCUUCGACUGCACCUUCGACGUCGCCGGCGGAAAGUGGCUCACCUGGGAGUCUCAGGUCAGGCCGUACACGCCUCCGGCAGAAGUUGACUUUACGAGUAUCUUCGUGCCGACAAUGGACACCGAGAGAUACGCGGCGCUGCUCGAGGGCUUUGGCAGCCGCUCGCUCCCAGUCCUCUUUGUCGGCGACUCCGGCACUGCCAAGUCCGUGCAGAUUCAGAACUGGCUGGCGACGCUGGACCGACAGAAGUUUGUGUACGCGCAAGUGAAUCUCUCGAGCCGCACGACUUCCCUCGAGUUGCAGCGUACGAUCGAAGAUAACUUGGACAAGCGCACGGGACGCAUCUUCGGGCCGCCUUCGGGCAAGCGCCUGAAACUCUUCAUCGAUGACCUGAGCAUGCCGAAAGUCGAUACAUACGGGACGCAGCAGCCCCUCGCGCUGCUCAAGUUUGUGAUGGAGCGCAUGGCGCUGUACGAGCGCGGCGGCGACUUGGAGGAGAAGAUUCUGAAGGACGUUUCCUUCCUGGCCGCCAUGAACCCGCCGGGUGCAGGCGCGAACCGCGUCGACCCGCGCGUGAUCUCGCUCUUCUCUUGCUUCCACGUCAACUUCCCUUCGCGCGCCUCGGUGCAUCGCAUCUACUCGUGGAUCCUCUCCUACAGAUUCCGCGAAUUCGCGGAAGGCGUUCAGAAAGUUGCAGAUUCCUUGCCGGCCGCGAGUCUGGAGCUGUACGAAGGCGUCGUGAGCAAGCUGACUCGCACGCCUGCCAAGUUCCACUACGUGUUCAACCUCCGCGACCUCUCCAGGAUCUACCAGGGACUCUGGCAGGCGAAGCCCAGCGCAGUCGCAGAGGGGCGAGCACUCGUGCGCCUGUGGAGGCACGAGUGCCUGCGCGUCUUCCAGGAUCGCCUGAUUGACGCGCAGGAGCGCGCAUACGUCGACGAGCAGCUGCUGGGAUCCAUCUUAAAGGCGCGCUUCCCAGAGGAGCUCGAGCACGCGGCAAGGAACCCGAUUCUGUUUGGAGACUUCCGAGACGCUUUGAACCUUCUCCAGCUCUCAGACAGCCCUGCGACGGAGGAGCGGACGUACGAGGACUUGAGCGACUUCGCGGUUCUCCGCAAGCUGCUGGAGGCGUUGCUUGAGAACUUCAACGCGGAGCACAGCCUGAAUCUGCAGAACGUCAUGUUCGAGGAUGCCAUUUCGCACAUAGUCAAAGUCCACCGCAUUCUGCGGAUGAACAGAGGCCACGCCCUUCUCAUCGGGACCGGUGGCUCGGGCAAGCGCAGCCUCACGCAGCUCGCCACAUACAUCGCUGGCUACAAGCUCUUCCAGCUGACUCCGACACGGAAUUACGGCGAGGCUGAGCUGCGCGAGGAUCUGCGUGCGUUGCUCUCUGAGACGGUCGCGACUCCCCACACGUUUUUGUUUUCGGACGCGGACGUCGUCGAGGAGGGCUUCUUGGAGAGCGUGAACAAUUUGCUGACGAUCGGCACGGUGCCUGCGCUGUUUGGCGAUGAGGAAAAGGAGGCGUUGCUGAGCCGCGUGCGAGAGAGCGCCGCGAGCCAAGGUGUGCUGGAGGACGGCUUGUGGAGCUUCGCGCUGAACCGAGUGCGGAAUCACCUGCACGUCGUGUUGGCGAUGUCGCCCGCGGGCGACGCGCUGCGCACGCGGUGCCGCAACUUCGCUGGGCUCGUCUCCUGCACAAGCAUCAGCUGCUUCCACUCCUGGCCAUCGGAGGCCCUGAAGGAAGUCGCGCGGAGCCUGCUGAAGGAUCAGGCUCUCCCGGAACCGGUCCGCGAGGAGAUCGAGGACUACAUGGUUGAUGUCCACCUCAGCGUCACGUCGCGCUACGCACCUGAGUUCGACAAACACCUCGACCGGAAAGUCUUCGCAACGCCGAAAAACUACAUCGAUUUCAUCACAAGCUACACAGGCACCCUGGAGACGAAACGCAAAGACCUCGACAUGCUCGCCGACCGCCUUGAAGGCGGCCUCUCCAAGAUGGCGAACGCAACGGAGGCAGUGAGAGUCAUGAAUCAGGAGUUGGCUGAGAAGAAGGCCGUCGUCGACGAGAGAAGACAAAACGUAGAAAAUCUCAUCAGUGACAUCGAGGAGAAGAGCGUGAAGGCCAGCCGCAGACAGGAAGAGGCGACGGCUGCCGCUCAACAGAUUUCCGAAGAUCAAGUAAUCAUAACGCGAGAAAAGCAGUCGGCGGACGAGGCCCUCGCUGCGGCGAUUCCCGCCUUAGAGGCGGCUGCUCGCGCCUUGGAGAACUUAGACAAGAAAGACAUCACCGAAAUCAAGGCCUUCGCCACGCCGCCCAAGCCUGUCAUGUACGUCUGCAUGUGCGUGGUGGUGCUGAGGCCCCUGGGCAAGGAAAAUGAAGCGGAAGGUUGGAAUGGCGCGAAGGCCAUGCUGAACGACGUCAACUUCCUCAAAUCCCUCAUCGAGUACCCCAAGGACACGAUUACAGACAAGCAGGUGAAGAAGAUUACAGAGCACUUCAACAAGGAGCCGGAGAGCUUCACGAGCGACAAGAUGGCGAAGAUUUCAAAGGCUGGGAACGGGCUGCUAACGUGGGUGAAGGCGAUGAUCGACUACCACCACAUCGCCAAGGGCGUCGAGCCGAAGCGGAAGCUUGUUGAGGAGCUGUCGCUGAAGAAAGACAAGGCGGAGUGGGAACUCGAGAAGAUCACGCUCGAGCUCAGGCAGCUCAAGGAGCAGAUCGCCGGGCUGCAGAGCGACCAGCAGGAACAGGAGGCGAGGCUGCAAGAAAUCCAGACAGAAGCCGCACUUAUGGAGCGGCGGCUGACGGCGGCCUGCCAACUCAUCGAGGGGCUCGAAUCCGAGAGACUGCGCUGGACUCAGGACCUCGAAAACUGCGGCAACACGCGCGAGGAGCUCGUCGGAAACUGCCUUGCUGGAAGCGCCUUUCUCGCCUACGCGGGGCCUUUCACCUUUGAAUUCAGACAACAAAUGGUGUACGAACACUGGGCAAAUGAAGUCCGGCGACGGCAAAUCCCCUGCGCCGUGGACUUCCGACUGGAGCGUCUCUUGACGAGCGACGCAGAAGUAGCCAAGUGGACUGGGGAAGGCCUUCCAGGGGACGAAAUGUCGAUUCAGAACGGCCUGCUGACGACCUGCGCCUUGCGGUGGCCGCUGUGCAUUGACCCGCAGAUGCAGGCUGUGAACUGGAUUACGCGGCACGAAAAAGCGAACGGCCUCGUCAUCAAGUCCUUCUCCGACGAAUACUUGAAGUUCCUCGAGUUGGCGAUGCAGUACGGGAAGCCCUUUCUCUUCGAAGGGGUGGAACACGAUCUUGACCCGCUCAUUGACCCCGUCCUCGAGUCAGCAGGCUCCAAGAGAAAAGCCCCAGAAAAAAUUAUGCUAGGAGGAAAAGAAAUUGACUGCAGUCCGACGUUCGUGCUGUACCUGACAACGAAGCUGGCGAACCCGCGCUUCACUCCCGAGGUCAUGGCGAAGACGACGGUGAUAAAUUACUCAGUGACCAUGUCGGGCCUGGCGGAGCAGCUGCUGGGACACGUCGUCGGCUUCGAGCUGCCUGAACUGGAAAGACAGCGACAGGAGUUGGUGAAAAAAAUGAGUGACGGCAAGCAAAUGAUGAAGCACCUCGAAGACGUGAUUCUCCACGAGCUCGCAGUGUCCAAAGGCAGCAUUCUUGACAACGAGGACCUAAUUCAGACGCUUCAAACGACCAAAACUAAGGCGACGGAGAUCACGUGCUCGCUCGAGGAGGCGAAGCAAACUGCGACUCAAAUUGACAAGUCUCGUCAAGAGUACUACAACGUGGCGAAGCGGGGCUCGAUCAUGUACUUUGCGAUGAGUGGCCUGCGGAACAUUUCAAGCAUGCUCGAGUACUCCCUCGCGUCCUACUUGACGAUAUUCCACGCGGCGCUCCGCGAAGCCAGACCUGAUCGUAUCCUCGAAAACAGGCUCAAGAACGUGACAGAAAAAAUCACGCAGCUCUCCUACGACUACGUCUGUCUAGGACUCUUUGAGCGGCAGAAGCUGAUGUACACGUUCCACAUGACGACGAUGAUCAUGGAGGGGGAAGGGGCGCUAGAUCGGCGGGAGCUCGAGUUCUUUUUCAUGGGAAAUCCUUCCUUCGACGAGCUCCCUGCGAAGCCGGCACACCUCGCCUGGAUUCCGGACAGCGGCUGGAAAGACUUGCUCAUGCUCGAUGAUCUGAACGACGCGUUCAAGGGCAUCGUCGAAAGCAUCAAAACUGAGGGCGAGGCGUGGAAGGAGUGGUACGACGUCGAGGCUCUCGAGUCUGUGCCGCUGCCGGGAGAAAUGUGGAGGAGUCUCACUCCGUUCCAGAAACUGCUGGUCAUUCGCGUUUUCCGUGUCGACCGCGUGCCUACUGCGGUGAAAAAAUUCAUCGCCUGGCGGCUCAACGACCACUACGUCCAGUCUUGCAGUCUCCAGUACAGCAAGAUCUUUGCCCAGUCGUCGGAGCAGUGCCCCAUCGUGCUGAUUCUCUCUCCAGGCGCAGACCCGCAGAGCGACGUGUGCAAGUUGGCUGAGGCCCGCGGCUUUGUCGGGAACAAGUUCAGGUGCCUCGCGCUAGGCCAGGGCAUGGCGCCACUUGCCCAGCAGUACAUCGAAAAGGGCUACCAGCGCGGCUACUGGAUCAUGCUCCAGAAUUGCCACUUGCUGACCUCCUGGCUCAAAUCUCUCGCGAAAUUCCUCGAAACAAUCCAAAAGCCCCACAAAGACUUCCGGCUCUGGUUGACCACACAGCCGAUUGAGGAGUUCCCCCUAAGCAUCCUCCAGAGGUCGCUGAAAGUGGUCACAGAGCCUCCUGACGGGCUGCGGCCGAACAUGCAAGGCUCGUACGCCAAGCUGACAGAAGAAUCCUUGCACGAGAGCUGCCACCCCGCAUAUCCCUCCCUCGUCUACGUGCUCUCCUUCUUCCACGCCGUUGUCCAAGAGCGACGCAAGUACGGGAAGCUCGGGUGGAACGUGCCCUAUGACUUCAACGAGGCAGAUCUAUCGAUUUCGCGUCGACUGGUCGCGAUGUACCUUGACAAGUCGCUGCUGAACGAAGACGCAGUUCCCUGGAGCACCCCGCGCUACCUCAUCGGCGAAGCCAUGUACGGCGGGCGGGUGACUGACGACUACGACAGACGCGUCCUCAUCACCUACCUGGAGGAGUACAUGGGCGAGUUCAUCUUUGACGCCUUCCAGCCCUUUUACUUUUGCCAGAGCGGAUUCGACUACGCAGUACCUCCCAGCGGGCCUCUCGCCUCCUACCAGGACUACAUCAAGGAGCUCCCUCUGUUUAACACGCCAGAAGUGUUUGGUCUCCACGGCAACGCCGAGAUUGGCUACUUCGUAGACGCCGCGAAAAAGCUCUGGGAAGGCAUUCUGAAAAUGAAUUUUUCUGGGAGCAUUAGUUCUGCUGGGGGCGCCAUGCGCGAAGAUCACAUCGACGCGGUCGCCAGAGGCAUCGAAGAGAAAAUCAGUUUCGACGAGUUGGCUUUCGAAAAGGCCGACGGUGCAUAUACCCCCACCGAAGUUGUCCUCAAUCAAGAGAUCGAGAGAUUCAACGUUUUGGUGGACAACAUGCGGGCGAGUCUAAACGACCUCCGGCGGUCGCUAAGAGGCGAAAUCGGCCUCUCCGCGGAGCUCGAAGAACUUGCCAAUGCCCUCGUCACUGGGUUUCUGCCCAGCCGGUGGGCGCGGCUGGCCCCGGCCAGUCUGAAGCCUCUGGGGUCGUGGAUCGCGCACUUCCUGCGGCGCUACGAGCAGUACAAAAGUUGGAUCGAGAAGGGAGAGCCAUGGAGCUUCUGGUUGAGCGGUCUCCAAGUGCCUGACGCCCUCCUCACGGCGCUGAUUCAGGCGACGUGCCGCAAACGCGGCUGGUCGCUGGACAAGUCGACGCUGCUCACUCACGUCACCAAGUUCACAUCGCCCGACCAAAUUCCCCGAAAGCUCGAUCACGGGACUUACCUCAGCGGGCUUUACCUCGAGGGUGCGCGGUGGGAAAUCGAGGAGGGGCGGCUCGCCCGCCAGGCGCCGAAGGAACUGACGAUGGAGAUGCCCCUGAUUCAAGUCACCCCCGCGGAGACGCACAAAUUGAAUCUGCGAUACACUCUGAAGACGCCCGUCUACGCGACGCAAAACAGAAGAAAUGCCAUGGGGGAAGGCUGGGUCUUCGACGCGACGCUCCACACGAAGGAGCACCCUUCACUGUGGAUUCUCUCAGGGGUCGCCCUCGUGCUGCAAACUGACGACUGA
Messenger RNA from Besnoitia besnoiti, 13569 nucleotides. Its product is annotated as dynein heavy chain family protein. The coding region runs from base 1 to 13569 and encodes 4522 amino acids. Gene Ontology annotation, cellular component: dynein complex. The transcript is spliced from 60 exons. The record is from RefSeq and is a predicted model, not a curated record. Gene Ontology annotation, biological process: microtubule-based movement. Gene Ontology annotation, molecular function: dynein light intermediate chain binding; dynein intermediate chain binding; ATP hydrolysis activity. Lineage: Eukaryota; Apicomplexa; Conoidasida; Eucoccidiorida; Sarcocystidae.